CAGACUCUGGUCCAGAGUUUGUGGACUACGACGAUAUCAGACACGGGGGGAAAUUUACCAAAGACAGUCCCUUUGUAGCCUUACAACCUCCAGUGUCAGCAAUGACUUGAGUCUGAAGAGACUGCACAGGAUUGAAAUAUUGGAAGCUAUCCUCAGAGCGAUGGAAAAAGGAUGUUUAUUAGAUCAGACAAGGCAUAUGAUCUGGAUAAGCAAUACGUUUAACUUGAUGCUGUUCCCACCCCAGGCUCACCAGCAGCUCCCUCGCCACCUGCUGCACAUGAGAGGCCACCCGGGGAUGCCCAGUGCCCUUCCGGCCUCAGCCAUGGCUCAGUGUUGCACUGUCCCCCGGCAGUGCUAACGAUACUAGCGGCCAUUUCACAAGGCCUCCCCAGCAGAACCAGGCUCCCGGGCCACAGGCCCCAUAGCCCAACAAUGUGUGCGAGAGAAUCAUGGACCGCCUCAGCGUCAUGUUCCCUCACUAUAGCAGGCUCGUGCUGUACAAGUUCACUGGGGAGAUGCGCACAGCCAACGGAGGCUGCCUGACCUCCCUGUCCUAUGAGGAGGUUAUCAACCGAGUGGCCCAGCACAUCCUGGACCACCAGGACAACACCAGGGAGCAGCUGAGCAGUGCGGGUGAAGGUGACCCCGGGGCCCAGCCGUAUGGGACCCCUUCACAUUCCGACUCUCCCGCCUCAGUCUGCUCUACUGGAACCCCUCCCCCUGCCCAUGUCUGGAAGAGAGUGGGUGCCCACAGACACUCCCAGUCCAAGGCGCUGAAUAUGGAGGAUCCCUGUAUCAUCUGCCAUGAAGACAUGUCCCAGGAGGACCUGUGUGUGUUGGAGUGCAGACACAGCUUCCACAGAGAGUGUAUUAAGUCAUGGCUGAAGGAGCAGAGCACCUGUCCCACCUGCAGAGAGCACGCUCUCCUGCCCGAGGACUUCCCUCUGCUGCUUGGCAGAAUCCGCAGGGGUCACACGUCUGCCUUCUCCUAAACACUCCCAGCUACCUACCCUGAACCCCUAUCUCUCCCAAUACUUGAACUCCCAACACAUUGAUUACCAGUAUAUGCUCAAUUCCAUACUAAACACUUCUGACAAAUAUUUAAUGUGAAGUUUUUGGACAAGUGUGAUUUAACCAAUUAUCCAUCUCCCUAAUGUGAUUUAUACAAGGAAUAAAAAUAUAAAUGCAACAUGCAACAAUUUCAAAGAUUUUACUUAGUUACAGUUCAUAAACGGAAAUCAGUCAAUUUAAAUAAAUUCAUUCGGCCCUAAUCUAUGGAUUUCACAUGACUUGGAAUACAGAUUAAACUUAAAUAAAAGGUAGGGGCUUGGAUCAGAAAACCAGUCAGUAUCUGGUGUGACCACAAUUUGCUUCAUGACACAUCUCCUUCACAUAGAG
Salvelinus sp. IW2-2015 is the source of this 1398-nucleotide messenger RNA. Its product is annotated as E3 ubiquitin-protein ligase DZIP3. The record is from RefSeq and is a predicted model, not a curated record. Lineage: Eukaryota; Metazoa; Chordata; Actinopteri; Salmoniformes; Salmonidae.